This is a messenger RNA of Oncorhynchus mykiss (rainbow trout), 1607 nucleotides long. The record is from RefSeq and is a predicted model, not a curated record. NCBI's taxonomy places the organism in Eukaryota, Metazoa, Chordata, Actinopteri, Salmoniformes, Salmonidae.
AUGGCUUCUGAGGACCAAGGUUUGCAGAACAGAGCUCUGGUGACCAGCUCAGGGAAGAGGAAGGAGAAACUCCGUCACAGUGUAGUGGCAAGGCCAGUCCACCUCAGCCCUGCAGUAUCUACAGAUACCAAUGGAACAGUGGCAGUUCCCAAGUGGAUACACAGUCACACACAGAGGCCUGGACAAAAGGUCAAGGACCUCAUCGGCCCUGAGAGAGAGGCAGCACUGAAAGCUAUACAGACAGGUGUGUAUGUGGGCUGGAGAUGUCCAGACUUGACCUGGGAUUGUUUUAGAGUGGGUGACUCCUCCAUGUGCUUCUGUGGACAUCACCUGUAUGAGCAUGGGAAAUACACAGGCUCCAGUGUGCGUGUGCCCUGCUUGGUCCCGUCCUGUAGCUGCGGGGCCUUUGCCUUCAUACCGUCCCGUCCAGAAGAGGUGGGGGAGCCGUGGGUUAGAGGGAGACCUGGGUUUGACUCCCAGGUCUGGAGGGCCCUCUGUCGGUGCAAACACCCCCACCAGCAACACUCUCCCAGGGCAGGACACUCAUGCAGGGUGGGAGGAUGUCGCUGUGUUAUCUUCCAGUCCAGCUUCCUGUGUGCUUCAUGUGACCAGCACUGGGAGAAGCAUGAGACGUUCUUCGAAACUGAGCAGUCCAGGAGAAAGCAGGGCCUGCCAUACGGAGACGCAUACAUGCCUUUUGCAGAGGUCCCCACCCUGAGAAAUGCUGUUUUAACAGGCAGAUUGAAGGACACCUAUGCCUUGUCAGACAGCACAAGAAAGGCUGUUUAAUCAUCAUCAUUCAAGGGGGGGUGUCUGGAAUCAACUUUAAACUAAUGACAUGCGCAUUACUGCUUAUUAUCCAUUUUGUUUACAACAAAAAUAUUUGCAAAAAAUUACACAAGCCAGAAACAAACGAACAACAACUUACAGACACACACAAACAAUGUCUACAUCUCAUCCCCCCAGACCCGCAUACUCACACCUCCAUCCCUAGUGCCUGGUCACACCUCCAUCUCUAGUGCAUGGUCACACCUCCAUCCCUAGUGCAUGGUCACACCUCCAUCCCUAGUGCCUGGUCACACCUCCAUCCCUAGUGCCUGGUCACACCUCCAUCCCCAGUGCCUGGUCACACCUCCAUCCCUAGUGCCUCCUUUCAAUAAUAAAUCAUUAAAACAUACAGAUUAAAAGUAUGUUUACAUUGUAAUUCUUCUGACAGCCAACUUUCUAGCUCCACCCAUAACUUCAGGACUUUAUAGUAUUCCCAGAAAGUAUGGAUUAUUGAGUCAUUGUUAGUUGACUCAUUGUUAAUUUUCAGAAUUUUGUCUCUUGUAUAAUUAAUUCUAUACUUUAGUUUAUACUGGAUUAAGCAUCAAUUUUCAUUAACUUGAAUUUUGUUAUUUAUGUUCCAACAUUCCUCCAUCUUGUGUUGAUAUCAGUUCUUUUUUAGUCUUGAUUCCAAUAGUAAAAAAAAAAUUCUAAGAGGUUGUCAGUUGGAUAGGCUCUCUGCAAGGUUUUGUAUAUCUUACCUAUCAUAUGAACAUCAUUUUCUGACUCAAAUAUGGUUCCCUCAAGGUUGCUCUGAUGUCUAAAAGAUGUCAAAUAAACAU